Abrus precatorius (Indian licorice) is the source of this 1396-nucleotide messenger RNA. RefSeq lists its product as uncharacterized. Lineage: Eukaryota; Viridiplantae; Streptophyta; Magnoliopsida; Fabales; Fabaceae. The record is from RefSeq and is a predicted model, not a curated record. The transcript has 2 exons. The coding region runs from base 20 to 1384 and encodes 454 amino acids.
UAGUUAUUGUUAAGUGAUCAUGGGUUGUGCCAGUUCAAAGCAGAAACGAUGUCGGCGUUGCAAUGGUCCUUAUUCUCCAGCUCCAAGAAGCUACUCAAUGCAUGUUCAUCACCCUCCUCAAACAGAAGGUGAUAGCUACCAUGUUGUGGCACUCACUUCCACAACAUUGGGCACUCUCAAACUCAAUUCCCCUGCUUCCAAUUGCCACCUAUCUCAAAACAUUGCUGGGAAUUUUGGCCAAGAUUUCAAGCUUUCCAAUGGCAAGGUCAGUGACACGGAAAGUUUCAGGUUUGAUAAUGGCAGCUUAAUGCACAGGUUCAAAGAGAAGGAGGAGAAGAGUGAAGCAAUAUUAGAUAGAGAGAAAACGGAAGAGUUUUCAAUGGGGUUGAUUGAGGCCAAGACUUGGUCCAACAUGAUUGAGCAAAAGUUACCAAAAGUUUUCCCCAAGACCCCAACAAGAACACCCCCUGGUGAACCUGAGACAAUCAACACAUGGGAACUCAUGGAAGGCCUUGAAGAUAUCACCCCUUUUCGAUCACCAUGUCACUUCAGGAGCUUCUCUUUUGAUGUCAAUGGUGAUGAUGCUGAUGUCGACGUUGAUGUUGAUCCACCCAAAUUGAGUGUUGCUGCUUCUCCAAAACCCAUGUGGCUUUUGAUGACUGAGGAAGAAUCAAGACUCAGUCCUGCAAUCUCAGAUUUUGAUCCUGAAGUGAUUUCCUCAUUCAGAAAGUCCUUGCAACGGCUAUCUCCAGAUAGCCCCUUCCACCUUCGACCGGCACAAAGUGAUGAAGAGGAACAAGGGACUAGAAAAGGGUUCUCAUCAGAGGAGGAGAAAACAAGAGGUGAUGAUGAUGUGGAGGUUGAUCCAUGUGGGAAGGACAAGGUGGUGUUGUAUUUCACAAGUUUGCGCGGGGUGAGAAAGACUUAUGAGGAUUGUUGCCAAGUGAGGCUAAUUCUGAAAGGAUUGGGAGUGAGAGUGGAUGAGAGAGAUGUGUCAAUGCAUUCUGGGUUCAAGGAGGAACUUAGAGAGCUACUGGAUGAUGGGUAUGGUGGGGGGGGAUUGCCAAGGGUGUUUGUUGGGAGGAAUUACAUUGGGGGGGCUGAGGAAAUUCAGAAGCUACAUGAGGAUGGGAAACUAGAGAAACUUUUGGGUGGUUGUGAGAAGAUUGAGGAUAGUGGUGGAGGUGAUGGUGGAAGAGUAUGUGAGGCCUGUGGAGAUGUGAGGUUUGUCCCUUGUGAAACAUGUUCUGGAAGCUGUAAAAUUUAUUAUGAUGGUGAUGAAGAUGAAGAAUUUGUUGAUGCUGAGGUGGGGGAGUGUGGAUUCCAGCGUUGCCCUGAUUGCAAUGAAAAUGGGCUAAUUCGUUGCCCUUUGUGCUGCUAUUAGUUCCCAAUUCCA